Messenger RNA from Apis dorsata (giant honeybee), 964 nucleotides. RefSeq names its product mannose-6-phosphate isomerase (gene Mpi). Gene Ontology annotation, molecular function: zinc ion binding; mannose-6-phosphate isomerase activity. The annotation marks the transcript as partial. The transcript is spliced from 4 exons. Gene Ontology annotation, cellular component: cytosol. Lineage: Eukaryota; Metazoa; Arthropoda; Insecta; Hymenoptera; Apidae. Gene Ontology annotation, biological process: GDP-mannose biosynthetic process; carbohydrate metabolic process. The record is from RefSeq and is a predicted model, not a curated record.
AUAGAAUUAGCUUCAAGUAUAAUAAAUUUUUUCUUUUCUUUUAAUUAUUUUAAAAAUUAAUUAUAUUUAAAUUUCUCAAUUUAGAAAGAUGGAAAUACAAGAUCCGCGCUGGAAAAAUAAGAUUAGCGUUUUGGUUUCCCUGACAACGAAAGUAGAGUGGGGAAAAUUCCUUUUGUUCGCGAAUAAAAUUUAGACAACAUUUAUCAAAAAAAAAAUAUUUUUAAAAUAAUGGAACUUAAAUGUAAAGUACAAACAUAUGAUUGGGGAAAAUAUGGUAUUGAUAGUACUGUAGCAACAUUAAUGAAAUCUGCUAAUAAAGAUUUUAUAUUAGAUGAAAAAAAACCAUAUGCAGAGUUGUGGAUGGGUACACAUCCUAAUGGUCCUUCAUAUAUAAAAGAUUUAAAUAUAUCAUUAGAAAAAUAUAUAAAACAAAAUAGUCAUGUAUUAGGAAAUGAUGUUCAAAAAAUAUUUGGUCAUCAGUUACCAUUUCUUUUUAAAGUCUUAUCUGUGAACAAAGCAUUAUCAAUUCAAGCACAUCCAAAUAAGGAAAAAGCAAAGGAAUUGCAUCAACAAUAUCCUACUAUUUACAAAGAUGCAAAUCAUAAACCUGAAAUUGCAAUAGCAUUAACACCUUUUGAAGCUCUUUGUGGUUUUCGUCCAAUUAGAGAGAUACAAGAAUUUCUAAAAAUUCUUCCAGAAUUACGUACUGUAAUAGGAGAAGCUAAAGUACUUAAAUUUAUGACAACAGAUGAAGCAGACAAUACUAAAGCUUUGAAAACAUGUUUUCAUAGUCUAAUGACUUGUGAUCCUGGAUUAAUAGCACUACAACUCAGAAAACUACUUGACAGAUUAUCUAAUUUGGAUGAAUCAUUAAGGCAAACUUUACAUGCUAGUUUACUAGAAAGACUAUAUUCAGAUUUCCCAGGAGAUGUAGGAUGUUUUGGUAUUUAUUUUUUUAAUUUCA